Homarus americanus (American lobster) is the source of this 617-nucleotide messenger RNA. RefSeq lists its product as uncharacterized. The record is from RefSeq and is a predicted model, not a curated record. Bases 240 to 602 code for a protein of 120 amino acids. The transcript is spliced from 3 exons. Gene Ontology annotation, biological process: regulation of DNA-templated transcription; telomere maintenance via telomere lengthening. NCBI's taxonomy places the organism in Eukaryota, Metazoa, Arthropoda, Malacostraca, Decapoda, Nephropidae. Gene Ontology annotation, cellular component: shelterin complex. Gene Ontology annotation, molecular function: telomeric repeat DNA binding.
GACCGAGGACUGGUGGCGACGGAGUUUGUUGUUAACGGCCGACGGUCGACACGUUGAGCUGAUCAACAGAACAACAACGUCUACAGUGGUCUAGUACUGUGCCUUAACGUGAUCACCUGCAGCAUAACAUAACAACAAUGUCUACAGUGACUGACAGUGGUCUAGUACUGUGGCCUUAACGUGAUCACCAGCAGAACAACUUUAAUGGUUUGUGGGCCUCUGUGAUCACCCUAUUCAAGAUGUCUGACAGUAUUAAAGAGUUAUUUGUGAGCAUUUAUGGCGGGCCAAUAUAUUUCACAAUGAAAGCUUGCACCGAGAAAAAAGAACUUCAACAGCUCAUUAGUUGUUGGGGUGGUGAAAUGACUGAAACUACGGGACCACACACAAUACACUUGGUGUCCAAAGGAGAAGAGGCUCCCAAAACUGGGGACUCCUUUCAUGUCCAGUAUAUAUAUGAUUGUAUUGACAAGGAGCGACUCUUAUUAAUUGAUAAAUACAGAGUGAACAAAAAUUCCUGCUAUGUUGGAAAUAUGACAGCAAUGUGGGUGAUGCUUGGAAAAUCCUCAUGGCCAGAUUGUCAGCUCAAAAGGUGGGUUCUCUAAUAAUCACCCAUGAAU